AUGUCGAGCAAUCGUUUUGCCGACUUGGGUAGCCCGAGCAAACCCACGUCAACCCCUCCUACUUCAAAUCCGAACCAGGCCCAGGCUCCUGAGUCCUCAAAUAACUCCAACGCAUCCAAGGCUAGGAAGAGGAAGGGACAUCGCGGUGGUAGGAAGAAAAGGACGCGCAGAAAGAGCUUUGCGGCAUUGGACGACGAUGAGCAUGAUGAGGUUCGCGAAGCUACAGGAGAGGGUUUCUUUAAUCUUCCUCGCGCAAACUUAAGCAAUACCAGUAUCGACAGUGAAGCAUUGUUAGAUCAUCGAGAUCAUCAGCCAUUGCGUCCCAGACGAACCUCAACCGCACCAGCUCCUGGUGGUAUCCCAGUGUCCCCAUAUACAGGCUCGAGUAGCAAUCGCCUGCGAUCGAUACCGGCGGUUUCUGCUGAGCAGGAGCACGGAGAGCACGCAGUAUGGGACGAAAACGCACCACUACUUGGCGAAUCGAUAGUUUCUGGCUACGGUGCAAGUGAAGCAAGGUCGAAUCGCACGAGAAGCCGUCGCGCGUCGAACAAAUCUUCAACAACGCGCCUAGGAACCUCAUCCGGCGCACGAGACAAUUACGAUGUCAAUGCUCCUCCAUCAAUGCCCGGCUCACCUACGUUUGGUACUGCCGACCGCAUAGAGCUCAGCUUAGGGGAUGUCAUGAUACGAGACGGACUCGGCGCUCGUGACGAUUCUCCACAUCGGUUAAUGGGCGAGAUCGACUGCCAUUCCGACAUUGAUGACAUGCGGGAUGGCCGUCCCGACAUGAACCGUAGGAUGGCGACCGAAGCCGAGCAGGAUGUGUGCUUCCCUGCUCCUGGCAUGUCAGAGCUUGGCGACGAUGAUGCUCAAUCGCAGGCUCACGAGCACCGGCAGUACCGAACGCGUCGCCGCCGUGGUCAAUGGCCUGACUUGUCUGUUCUAGAGGACUGGAGCCACAUGGAGAAAGAGGAUCGGACAGAGGAGCGUCGAGUCAAACGUAUCACUGAGCCGCAGCUCAUCAAUGGUCGUCUACGUCCAGUACGUAAAGGACAGUUUUACGAGGCAGUCGAAGAGUCACCAUACCGAUUCACGUACUUCAACGAGGAGUUCCAGAGCACAGUUCAUAGUCAGACCAUUUCUGAACUGGUUCAGCCUGGGGGGGGAUUCCGCGAACUUUUUGUUCCAGACCCUCGGGUGCUUUCAGAUGAUGAAUCCGACGAUGAGGACAUUGAACCUAUGCUACCAACCAAACUCCAUAACCUCAACACGGAUGGGAACUCAAAGGCUCACACACGCCAACCAUCCCUAUCAACUGUCCACGAUCACCACGAAUCACGCGAAGGGACUAUAUCACCUCUCAAAGAUCCUUUGGCACAUGUCAUCUCGCAAAGUGAGUCUGGCCGUGCCACACCCAGUGGUCGAAAAUCUGCAGACGAAACAGCCCAUGUCUCUCAGAAUACUGAAGGAGAUUCAAACGAAAAAAUGAUUAGGUACGGCGAGCGGCCAGUCUGGUGGCUUGAUGUUCUUCGUCCCACUGAGGCUGAGAUGAAAGUUAUAUCUAAAGCAUUCGGCAUCCACCCGCUUACUGCAGAGGAUAUUAUGCUCCAGGAAGCUCGCGAGAAGGUCGAGCUUUUCCGACAUUAUUACUUUGUCAACUACCGAUCAUUUGAUCAGGACGAAGACGGCAACAACUUUUUGGAGCCUGUUGAUAUGUACGUCGUCGUCUUCCGUGAGGGGGUCAUCAGUUUCCAUUUCUCGAGGACACCACAUCCCGCCAAUGUCCGCCGCAGAAUUCGACAGCUGAAGGACUACUUGAUACUUUCUUCGGAUUGGAUCUCAUACGCCAUUAUUGACGACAUCACUGACGUUUUUGCGCCAUUGAUCGAGAAAAUCGAAACAGAAGUUGAUGAUAUUGACGAUGCCAUCCUAAGGCUGCACUCUUCUGCUGAUAAGAGACUUAAUGAUGAAUCUUCCAAGAGCGAUGAAGCGAUGGGGGGCUCUGACUCAAACGUAGACAUGCUCCAGCAGGUGGGAGAGUGCAGAAAGAAAGUGAUGAAGCUUUACAGGUUGUUGGGUAACAAGGCAGACGUUAUCAAGGGUUUUGCAAAACGCUGCAACGAACGAUGGGACGUUGCACCACGAUCAGAAAUUGGUCUGUAUCUUGGUGAUAUCCAAGAUCACAUUGUCACUAUGACUGCCAAUCUUGGCCACUAUGAAAAGAUUCUCGCUCGCUCCCAUGGCAACUACCUCGCUCAGAUCAACAUACGCAUGAACGAGCGUCAAGAACAGACAGCCGACGUUCUUGGCAAGCUCACUGUGCUCGGAACGAUCGUACUACCCAUGAACAUCAUCACAGGUUUGUGGGGUAUGAACGUGUGGGUACCAGGCCAGGAGUAUGAAGGGGACCUCACAUGGUUCUUCUGGAUUACCGGUGGCUUAUUGUUCUUUGGCCUCGCAUGCUACAUGAUCGCCAAGAGGGUAUACAAUAUUGUUUAA
Messenger RNA from Fusarium coffeatum, 2499 nucleotides. RefSeq lists its product as uncharacterized. The record is from RefSeq and is a predicted model, not a curated record. Gene Ontology annotation, molecular function: magnesium ion transmembrane transporter activity. The coding region runs from base 1 to 2499 and encodes 832 amino acids. Gene Ontology annotation, biological process: intracellular magnesium ion homeostasis; magnesium ion transmembrane transport. Gene Ontology annotation, cellular component: plasma membrane. The transcript is spliced from 3 exons. NCBI's taxonomy places the organism in Eukaryota, Fungi, Ascomycota, Sordariomycetes, Hypocreales, Nectriaceae.